CACACACACAUGCACUAACACACACACACAUUCCCCACCUCUCUGCAGCUGUGCUGGAGAGCUGCAGCAGACCCUGUGGGUUUCCAGUUCAUCUGUCGCUGUCUGGAUAGCCUCAUUAAAGAAGGACAAGCGUGCAUGUCACAUACGAGUGUGCAUGCUGCUGCUGAGCAAGAGAAGAGUGGUUGUGCAUGUCUUUUUGCCACAGGAGCACCCAUUAUUCAGAGCCAGCCUGAGUGGGCAGAGCAGAGAAAGAGAACGGCGAGGGAAAGAAAGAAGAGGAAAAAAGAGCAAGAGGAGAGCAAGGAAAGCUGGUGUACGGUGCUGGAUUCAGUCGUGAGACCCUCCUCCACCAUGGCUGCUGCAUAGGAAUCCAUCACCACGGCAGCCGUGUGUAUGAGGUGUGAGACGUAGGAGAGAAAGCAUCAUCUGUACAGAGAAAGAGGAGAAGCGAUACAAUAUGGCAGCUGAGGAAAAGCCUGGUGUUAAGAGCAGUACCUCCAUUGUGCCAUGCUUCCUUUUUGUGGAGCUGGUGAUCAUGGCAGGAACGGUUCUCCUGGCGUACUACUUUGAGUACACGGACACCUUCCCUGUGCAUAUCCAAGGUUUCUUCUGCUACGACAAGACGUUUUCCAAGCCUUACCCAGGUCCGGAGGAGAGCAGCAAAGUGCCGCCUGUGCUCGUGUACUCGCUGGUUACUGCUAUCCCUACCAUAACGAUUCUGGCUGGAGAGUUGAUGGCAUUCUUCAUGAAAUCAGAGGGAACACAAGAGAAGACUAUUGUUACGGCAGACUGCUGCUACUUCAGUCCUUUGCUGAGACGCAUCAUACGCUUCCUAGGUGUCUACUCCUUUGGCCUCUUCACAACCACUAUCUUUGCCAAUGCUGGACAGGUGGUCACAGGAAACCAGACACCUCACUUUUUGUCAGCAUGUAAGCCUAACUACACAGCUCUGGGCUGCCACUCCAAUCUCCAGUACAUCACAGAGCGUCGAGCUUGCACAGGCAACCCACUCAUAGUGGCAUCUGCCCGUAAAUCCUUCCCUUCAAAGGAUGCAGCUCUGAGCGUCUACUCUGCUGUCUACACCGUUAUGUACGUGACACUGGUGUUCAGGACAAAGGGAACACGUCUGACAAAGCCGACAGUCAGUCUGACCCUGCUGUGUCUGGCCAUGCUGGUAGGAGUAGUGAGAGUGGCUGAGUACCGCAAUCACUGGGCAGACGUACUUGCUGGCUACUUCACUGGAGGAGCCAUCGCUGUGUUUUUGGUGACCUGCGUGAUCAACAACUUCCAGCAUGCGAAGCCCUCUCCUCCACCUAUGCGAACCCAACGUCCAGAAUCCAUGCUGGGCAUGCCCAUGGUGGCUCUGCCUUGUGUGGAGAGUCCACUCGAAAAGUUAAGUGGCACUCAGACUCCAAGGGGAUCUCCAUUCACUGAGAUCACAUGACCAUCAGCCCUAUCGGUUCCCCGCCACCCCCGAUGUCCUCAUACCGUCUCGCUCCAUUUCCAGCGAAGUCUAGACCAGCCAUCUGAGCAAUGCACUGCAGCCCACACCACUGGACGUUACACCACCCUCUACCGCUCCUACUCGACGCAGGUCUAGACAUUGUCCUCCUUGCUUCACUCUUCAUCUCCAUGCCCCCUCCAUGCUGCCCUCAGGUCUCCAGCACACUUCUCAAACAAACGAGUGGUGACUUUUUUUGCUUCUGAAAGCUCAGCUAUGGAGACUUGUCCAGGAGUCUGAAAUGUUUUAGCAUAAUUUCCAAUGUUCAGGCUUGACAUCGACAAGAUCUUUAAGUUUGUUACAGUUUGCUUGAGCAGUGCGUAGUAGCCUUUGGAUCACCUAAUGACAUUUGGCCCUAAAUCCAUCCAACCUAUUCCCAGGGGAACCGAUAUGGAGUCCAUAAACUGGACUCCUGAGUACAAAACAAAAAAAAAAGACUAGAAGUCCUGUGUCUGAUAGGCCUCUUUUUUGUUUCUUUAUUGUGUGUUUUUAAAGAGGCAUGUUCAAAUAGUGUUUUAUGUAUAACAUUCAAUGUAAAUAAUGUAUUUAAGGUUUGGAUUUCAACAACCGUGCCAGCAAAUCCAACUGAAAUCUGAAAAUGAUUACCCAGUGUCUUUCUAGUUCACCAGUGUGUAUAUCGUGAAAAACUGAACCCUAUUCAGGUGGACAGAACAUUUUUUGUUUACCUAUUUACAUUUGGAAAAUCAAUAUCUUGGUUCAGCUCUUGCAACAAUUUUUGAAUCAGUGCCCAUGUUCUUUCCCUCAUCAAUAAUAGGCAGCUUAAAAGGGUACAUUCAACACUAUCAUAAUUGACAAACCUCAGCAUCUGCACAGCCAUCUCCUCUGUCACAGUAAAUAUUCAAUGCUUGGUUCUUUUCCGAGGAUUUUCCCACCAGUCACCAGAGUGUGGCAGAUUUAGCUUGUUAACAGCGAUGACACCAUUCUGACGCAAUGGCAUUUUCAUCACCCUCGUUCCCGGGAAGAGCUUGUCUCAGACACAACAGUGCUCUGUCAGAUUCAACACCCACCACAGUUUUCAGAGUUCAAAGCCAACACAUGUCUGUUUCUCAAAAAAGCCCAAACCCAGGACCAACAAGGCAUUUGUGUCAGUUCAAUUUGCUGUGGUUAAAAUGCCUUGAGCUGUCACUCACACAUAAGAAGAUGUGCAGGGUUUUUUUUAUUUAUUUAUUUUUUUACAUUUAAUUCCAAUUCUCCUUCUAGCUUGUUCACACUGGGAUGCCCUGGUCUGAAAGAGGUUGAUGUGGAAUGAACAUUACUGCAGCUGGCUAGCACAAUUUCCCAGCAUUCCUACUUUAAGCGGAUGUUUAUGACAGCUUCGGAUAAUUACUGAGUUGGUUUCUUUUGUUUUCUGUAAAUUACGUGUUAUGAACAGCACUAGUUUUCACUUAGAGUGACAGUUUUGCUGCUUUUAAUUUGCACAAUGCUUUAUGCACCUGUAUUUCUGUAUUUCCCUGAAAUACCUUUGUAUCUGCUCUCUUUUUGGCUACGUACAUUUUCUUCACUGUGCUGUGUAAGGUAACAUAUAUGCUGGCCCAACACUAUCUCCAUGCUUACAGACACAACCACACACACUUUGCACACUUUGUCAAACCUUUAUUCUAAUACUUUAUCCAACUGUCCUCCUUUCUUACAUAUAAUGAUUGUACAGUUUUGUAAAUAUGUCUUUUUGGUAAGAAAAAAAAAAUGAGAGAAAGAAGAAAUUUGUGUGUGUUUACACUGGCACCUAUGUGCACCCAUAGUUGUUACUGUAGUAUUCUAGUUAGCGUUUGAGCCAUGGAACUAAUCAUCAUCUGUAUUUUGGGAAAUAAAAAUGGAACUGAUCAGUUUAUAGGGUGUUUGGAAGGUGAAGCCAUUUCCAAAGCCUAUGUAUAUGGUAGCACCUGACCAAUAACCUGUGAAGUACAAUUAACUUAAAUAUUAAUCUGGAAGAAAGGGGUAAGAUGAGCCAUUUUUACUCGUUUAUUUUGAGAAAUGAAUCGCUAAAGAUUAAUGGAUGUUUUUUUAGUUACCUAAAAUACAUUCUAUGGAUACACAGUUCACUUUUUUGUAUGGUUUAACCCAGGUAAGAGGUAACAUGAGCCAGUGAGUGGGUAAGAUGUUAAAUUUCUGUACUUAACAAGGAGUAAUAGUGUUACUGGUGCUUUUCUGCUCUUGGUGCUGUUAGCUCCCCCUUGUGGAGAAUGUUAGCCUACAAUAUUCAAACUACAUCCUAUACAGUAUAUUCUCUACAAAUCCAGGAUGCACAAAGCAAAUUACACAUAUGUUAAAAGGGCAUAAUUUACAUUGAAUCCAUAAUUGUAUGUGUAAUAAAGCACCAAUCUGUAUCUUCAUUUUUACCACAUAGCACUUAACAACCAAACAGAGUCAAAGAAGAAUUGUAAAAUGUAAAGGUUUCAUAGUGUGAUAUCAUACUACUCCUUAACCCAUCUUUUAAUUUAAAACCUAUUCAUCAUUCAAACAAAUAAGUCGCGUAGAAUACAAAUAAUGCAUUGUGUAGAGUGUCAGUGAAUCAUUUGGCCCCAAGCUUGACAGAUCAUCUUAUUAUCAACAUUCUGACUAAAACUGCUUUAAACAGCAGGAUAGGGCUAACUUGCUUUUUCAACUUGCCAAGGUGUUUCUUUCACAUCACAGGUUUUAUAUAGAAGCAACAAUUAUUUAUUUGAAAAAUAACACUCUUAUGAUUUUAUUCCAUUUCAGUGGCAAGGCAAAAUCCCAUUUUGGACAUAAAUCACCUGCUACAUUCUCCAUGUACUCCUUUGUAUUUUGAGUGGCUCAUCUUACCCAUUGACUCAACUGCAUUUCUAAGGCUUAUUGGAUGAACAUACAUAAAUACCUGACAUCUAACAUUUAAUCACAAUAAGAAUAAAAAAAAAAUACUGUCACUAUGAUGAGAAUCAAAGCUGAUAACGUUUGUGAUUUUUUUGACCAGAAUUUGAUAUGCAGUCAAGAAGACACUUAAUAUUGGAAGUGAUUUUGUGCCACAAUUUUGUACUGGUUUUGAGAAUCUGAAGAAGCUGUGCAUGGGACUUUCUCUGAAUAAUGUGGAUCAGGUGCGAUUUCAAGGUUUGCUAAGGUGUUCUGGAAGGUUUCAUGUUCACACUCUUACAAUGUGUUCACCAUUUUGUAUAUGUCUGUCUGAAGAGAACAAUAAAUGGAUAUUUCAAUACACUGG
Molecule: messenger RNA, 4694 nt
Organism: Hemibagrus wyckioides
Lineage: Eukaryota; Metazoa; Chordata; Actinopteri; Siluriformes; Bagridae
Gene: plppr2a
Product: phospholipid phosphatase related 2a
Exons: 8
Coding region: 458-1444 (328 amino acids)
Biological process (GO): phospholipid dephosphorylation; signal transduction; phospholipid metabolic process
Molecular function (GO): phosphatidate phosphatase activity
Source: RefSeq, a predicted model, not a curated record